CUACAACAACCAUGACUGAGAAAACCAAGAAACCCGUUGAAACAGCAGGCGAUGGACCGUCGACUGAAUGGGGCGAUACGCAAUUACUCGCAACCUUGGGUUACAAGCAGGAGCUGCGGCGGCAUUAUUCCACAGUCGAGGUAUUCGCCAUUGCCUUUAGCAUCAUGGGCCUGUUGCCAUCGAUCGCUUCCACCCUUUCGUUCUCUAUACCUGCUGGUCCCGCUGGCAUGGUUUGGGGUUGGCUAGCUGCGAGUGUGUUCAUUUUCAUUGUUGGGCUUGCCAUGGCUGAUCUAGCAUCUGCAAUGCCAACUGCCGGUGGCCUCUACUUCUGGACGCAUUAUUUCAGCGGCGAGAAAUGGAAGAGCCCACUGAGUUUUGUUGUUGGGUAUAGCAACACCAUCGGGCUCAUUGGGGGCGUUUGCUCUAUUGAUUACGGGUUUGCCACUAUGUUGCUUGCAAUUAUCUCUAUUGCGCGUGACGGUAACUGGACUGCUUCUCGGCCUAUCCUCUACGGGACCUAUGCAGGCUGUGUAGUUGUUCAUGGGCUGAUCGCCACGUUCUUUGCGAGAGUCAUGCCAAAGAUCCAGUCCGUGUGCAUCGCAACUAAUGUCGGUCUUGUCAUGGCAACUGUCCUUGCACUACCUAUCGGUAAGGUAGUCAACGGUGGGGCGAUAAACUCGGGCUCAUACGUCUUUGGACAAUUGGAAAACCAUACAACUUGGCCAAGCGGGUGGACGUUCAUGCUCGCUUGGCUCUCGCCUAUAUGGACUAUUGGGGCGUUUGACUCUUGUGUCCAUAUGAGUGAGGAGGCUACCAAUGCUGCGCGGGCGGUUCCAUUGGGUAUCCUGUGGUCAAGCGGGUUGUGUGGUAUUUUGGGGUUCCUUUCUCUCGCUAUCAUAGCCGCUGUUAUCAAUAAGGAUUUAGAGGCUGUUAUGAACACGACAUUCGGCCAGCCGAUGGCUCAAAUAUACUAUGACUGCCUCGGCAAGCCCGGUGCCCUAGGCUUUAUGGCCGUAUUAGCGGCUGUCCAAUUCUUCAUGGGCUUGAGCCUGGUUGUAAGUGCUUCUCGCCAAAGUUGGGCCUUCUCCAGAGACGGGGCUCUCCCAUUCUCCUCUUUCUUCCGCCACGUCAGUAAACGACUUCGCUACCAACCAGUACGCAUGGUCUGGGGUGUCGUCAGCACCGCCAUUGUAAUCGGCCUCCUCUCUAUUAUCAACGAUGCAGCCGCGAACGCACUCUUCUCCCUUACAGUAGCCGGUAACGAUCUAGCCUGGAUGAUGCCUAUUCUUUGUCGUUUGGUCUGGGGCCAAGACCGCUUCGUGUCUGGCGCGUUUUAUACAGGGAGGCUUAGCAAACCGAUUGCCGCAACGGCUGUGCUUUAUUUGACCUUCGCUAUCGUUCUCAGCAUGUUUCCUACCCUAGGCCCGGAUCCCAGUCCCGAUGAUAUGAAUUACACUGUUGUAAUUAACGGCACGCUUUGGGGUGGUGCAUUGUUGUAUUAUCUCGUGUAUGCGCGCAAGAUAUACCAGGGGCCACAGAUGACUGUGCGGUCUUCAUCUACGCCGUAUGAGGCGGGUUUCAUGGCUGCGGGAGUAGAAUUAGAGAAGACGGGGCUGUAGAUAGACCCUCUUUGAUCAAGUGUCUCAGGAUCUACAGUUUGGUUUAAUUUCCCAUGACUAGAUAGACCAGUCCAUUACCGUAUGCUGAACGUGUUACGCAGGACAACCACGGCAGUUCCAUAACAUUUUAUUGACAUCCCACACCAUAUUCCCAAAUAAUAAUAAUGGCCAUAAUGGGCAGCAAAAUAACAUCGUCCCACACUGUUUCCGGUUGCUCCGAUCUAUGGAAACCAUCCAUAGUAUUUCACCUCAGGUUCGCUUAUAUGUCGCCGGAAUGUGAACUGAC
Aspergillus versicolor CBS 583.65 is the source of this 1905-nucleotide messenger RNA. RefSeq names its product putative GABA permease. The record is from RefSeq and is a predicted model, not a curated record. The transcript is spliced from 8 exons. Gene Ontology annotation, cellular component: membrane. Gene Ontology annotation, molecular function: transmembrane transporter activity. NCBI's taxonomy places the organism in Eukaryota, Fungi, Ascomycota, Eurotiomycetes, Eurotiales, Aspergillaceae. Gene Ontology annotation, biological process: transmembrane transport. Bases 12 to 1619 code for a protein of 535 amino acids.